UUCUCCCAAUCUCCCUCACCCUCCUGCCAUUCUCCCUCACCCUCCUCGCAUUCUCCCUCACCCUCUUCCCAAACUCCCUCACACUCCUCGCAUUCUCCCUCAACUUUCUCCCAGUCUCCCUCACCUCAAUCCCAAUCUCACUCACCCUCCUCCCAAUCUCACUCACCCUCCUCCCAGUCUCCCUCACCCUCCUCCCAAUCUCCCUCAACCUCCUCCUAGUCUCCCUCACCCUCCUCUCAAUCUCCCUCACCCUCCUCCCUGUCUCCCUCACCGUCCUCCCAUUCCCCCUCAUCUUCCUCCCAAUCUCAUUCACCCUCCUCCCAAUCUCCCUCACCCUCCUCCCUGUCUCCCUCACUCUUCUCCCAGACUCCCUCACCCUCCUCGCAGUCUCCCUCACCUUUCUCACAAUCUCCCUCACCCUCCUCCCAUUUUCCCUCACCCUCCUCCCAUUCUCCCUCACCCUCGCCCAUCUCCCAGUCUCCCUCACCCUCCUCCCAAUCUCUGUCACCAUCCUCCCAAUAUCCCUCACCCUCCUCCCAUUUUUCCUCGCCCUCCUCCCAAUCUCCCUCACCCUCCUCCCAUUCUCCUUCACCCUACUCCCAAACUCCCUCACCUUACUCCCAGUCUCCCUCACUCUUCUCCCAUUCUCCCUCACCCUCCUCCCAAUCCCCCUCAACCUCCUCCCGGUCUCCCUCACCGUCUUCCCCAUCUCCCUCACCUUCCUCCCAAUCUCCCUCACCCUCCUCCCAGUUUCCCUCACCCUCCUCGCAUUCUCCCCCUCCCUCCUCCCAAACUCCCUCACCCUCCUCGCAUUCUCCCUCAACUUUCUCCCAUUCCCCCUCACCUCAAUCCCAAUCUGCCUCACCCUCAUCCCAGUCUCCCUCACACUCCUCCCAGUCUCCCUCACCCUCCUCCCAAUCUCCCUCAACCUACUCCCAGUCUCCCUCACCCUCCUCUCAAUCUCCCUCACCCUCCUCACAAUCUCCCUCACCCUCCUCCCAGUCUCCCUCACCCUCCUCCCAGUCUCCCUCCCUCUCUUCCCAGCCUCCCUCCCUCCCCCCAUCUCCCUCACCCUCCUCCCAUUCUCCCUCAUCCUCCUCGCAUUCUCCCUCACCCUCCUCCCAAUCUCCCUCACCCUACUCCCAAUCUCCCUCACCGUCUUCCCCAUCUCCCUCACCUUCCUCCCAAUCUCCCUCACCCUCCUCCCAGUUUCCCUCACCCUCCUCGCAUUCUCCCCCUCCCUCCUCCCAAACUCCCUCACCCUCCUCGCAUUCUCCCUCAACUUUCUCCCAUUCCCCCUCACCUCAAUCCCAAUCUGCCUCACCCUCAUCAUCUCCCUCACCCUCCUCCCAGUCUCCCUCACCCUCCUCCCAAUCUCCCCCAUCCUCCUCCCAUUCUCCCUCACCCUCCUCCCAGUCUCCCUCACACUCCUCCCAAUCUCCCCCAUCCUCCUCCCAUUCUCCCUCACCCUCCUCCCAGUCUCCCUCACCGUCUUCCCCAUCUCCCUCACCUUCCUCCCAAUCUCCAUCACCCUCUUCCCAAUCUCCCUCACCCUCCUCCCACCUCCCUCCCGCCCCCCAGUCUCCCUCACCCUCCUCCCAUUCUCCCUCAUCCUCCUCGCAUUCUCCCUCACCCUCCUCCCAGUCUCCCUCACCCUACUCCCAAUCUCCCUCAACCUCCUCCUAGUCUCCCUCACCCUCCUCUCAAUCUCCCUCACCCUCCUCCCAAUCUCCCUCGCCCAUCUCCCAGUCUCCCUCACCCUCCUCCCAAUCUCUGUCACCAUCCUCCCAAUAUCCCUCACCCUCCUCCCAUUUUUCCUCACCCUCCUCCCAAUCUCCCUCACCCUCCUCCCAUUCUCCUUCACCCUACUCCCAAACUCCCUCACCUUACUCCCAGUCUCCCUCACUCUUCUCCCAUUCUCCCUCACCCUCCUCCCAAUCCCCCUCAACCUCCUCCCGGUCUCCCUCACCGUCUUCCCCAUCUCCCUCACCUUCCUCCCAAUCUCCCUCACCCUCCUCCCAGUUUCCCUCACCCUCCUCGCAUUCUCCCCCUCCCUCCUCCCAAACUCCCUCACCCUCCUCGCAUUCUCCCUCAACUUUCUCCCAUUCCCCCUCACCUCAAUCCCAAUCUUCGCAUUCUCCCUCACCCUCCCCCCAAUCUCCCUCACCCUACUCCCAAUCUCCCUCACCUUACUCCCAUUCUCCCUCACUCUUCUCCCAUUCUCUCUCACACUCCUCCCAAUCUCCCUCACCUUCCUCCCUGUCGCCCUCACCCUCCUCCCAGUCUCCCUCACCCUCCUCCCAAUCGCGCUCACCCUCCUCCCAGUCUCCCUCACCCUCCUCCCAUUCUUCCUCACACUCCUCCCAAUCUCCCUCACCCUCCUCCCAGUCUCCCUCACCCUCCUCCCAAUCGCGCUCACCCUCCUCCCAGUCUUCCUCACACUCCUCCCAAUCUCCCUCACCCUCCUCCCAGUCUCCCUCACACUCCUCCCAAUCUCCCCCAUCCUCCUCCCAUUCUCCCUCACCCUCCUCCCAGUCUCCCUCACACUCCUCCCAAUCUCCCCCAUCCUCCUCCCAUUCUCCCUCACCCUCCUCCCAGUCUCCCUCACCUUCUCCCUCACCCUCCUCCCCAUCUCCCUCAACCUACUCCCAGUCUCCCUCACCCUCCUCUCAAUCUCCAUCACCCUCCUCCCCAUCUCCCUCACCCUCCUCCCAGUCUCUCUCACCCUCCUCCCAUUCUCCCUCAUCUUCCUCCCAAUAUCCCUCCCCCUCCUCCCAUUCUCCCUCACCAUCUUCCAAUUCCCCGUCACCAUCCUCUCAAUCUCCCUCACCCACCUCCCAAUAUCCCUCAUCCUCCUCCCAGUCAGGAAACUCGGCCUGCAUCCGGGUGAUGAAGACCCACCAGCAGGUCCACAGCACAGAAACAUUCCGUUUCAGGAAAACUGGCUCAAAUACCCUCAGGAUUUCCUCACAAUUUCCCAACCAAUCUGACUAUCCCAAACUGCGUGGAGAUUAA
Hemiscyllium ocellatum (epaulette shark) is the source of this 3015-nucleotide messenger RNA. RefSeq lists its product as uncharacterized. The record is from RefSeq and is a predicted model, not a curated record. The transcript is spliced from 9 exons. NCBI's taxonomy places the organism in Eukaryota, Metazoa, Chordata, Chondrichthyes, Orectolobiformes, Hemiscylliidae. The annotation marks the transcript as partial.